AUGUCACAAUCAAAGCCACAAAUUCCAAAAAUCGGGAGUGAAUUCCCAACAGUAGAACAAUUCAAAGAAGCUGCUCAACAAGAAGCUAAAGCAUUAGACUUUGCUUUCAGUACAUCAUUAUCAAAAAUAUCGCAUGUUAAAAAAGAUAGUUGUACUCCAUUUGUUACUCUACAAUGC
This is a messenger RNA of Racocetra persica, 177 nucleotides long. The record is from the annotation of a GenBank genome assembly. NCBI's taxonomy places the organism in Eukaryota, Fungi, Glomeromycota, Glomeromycetes, Diversisporales, Gigasporaceae.